Molecule: messenger RNA, 1535 nt
Organism: Arabidopsis arenosa
Lineage: Eukaryota; Viridiplantae; Streptophyta; Magnoliopsida; Brassicales; Brassicaceae
Source: the annotation of a GenBank genome assembly
AUGUGGACCAACAAAAGAAAUAUACCAAUCAUAAAGACCAGUUUAGUCCCAAAACUACCCCUUAUCAUUUUUUAUAAGAUCCUUUUCAUCAAUAUCACACCAAUCAAAAUGGUGGAUACGGUGGAGCAACCGCCUUCUGCCUCCGUAUCCGACGAGGCAGAAAGCCUCCUCAAGAUCCACAUUGAGAGGAUGCAUGAGAGGCUGAAGGAACCACCCUGGUUGCUCAGUUCGGCCGCCGGAAAACCAACUUGUUCCAUUUUUCGAGUACCUCAGAGCAUGAUUGAUUGUAACGGUAGAUGGUAUGAGCCGCGAGUGGUCUCGGUUGGACCGUUCCACCGUGGCCAAACACGCCUCGAAAUGAUUCAAGAACACAAAUGGCGUUACCUAAACGUUCUUCUCACUAGAACCCAAAACCUAACUCUUGAGGAUUACAUGAAGAGCGUGAAGAGCGUUGAGGAAGAGGCGAGAGAGUGUUACUCCGAGACAAUCCAUAUGGAUUCGGAAGAGUUCAACGAGAUGAUGGUUCUUGACGGUUGCUUUCUUCUUGAGCUGUUUCGCAAAGUGAACAAUCUUGUUCCUUUCGAACCAAACGAUCCACUUGUAGCCAUGGCUUGGGUUCUUCCUUUCUUCUACAGAGAUUUUCUCUGUCUUGAGAAUCAAAUCCCUUUCUUCGUUCUUGAAACUUUGUUCGAUCUCACAAGAGGAGAUAACAAAAACGAGACCAACGCUUCUUUACCGUCUCUAGCGUUUGCCUUCUUCAACAACAUGAUGCACAGAACAGACGAAGAUCUCGCCAGGUUCAAAGAGCUAAGAGCAAAACACCUCCUCGACCUCCUCCGGUCAAGUUUCAUCCCGGAGAGUCAGCUUCACACGCCACCGGAAACGAAUCCAGGUAAGGAGAAGACGCCGUCCCACAUCAUCCACAGCAUCUCGAAGCUCCGGCGAGCAGGGAUCAAACUCCGGGAGCUAAAAGACGCAGAGAGCUUCUUAGUGGUGAGAUUCAGACACGGAGCGAUCGAGAUGCCGGCGAUCACCGUCGACGAUUUCAUGAGCAGUUUCUUAGAGAACUGCGUGGCUUACGAGCAGUGCCACGUGGCGUGCUCAAUGCAUUUCACGACAUACGCGACGCUCCUAGAUUGUCUGACGAACACUUACAAGGACGUUGAGUAUCUAUGUGACCAAAACAUCAUAGAAAACUAUUUCGGAACAGAUACAGAGCUUGCGGGAUUCGUGAACAGUCUAGGCAGAGAUGUGGCGUUCGACAUAACACAGUGUUAUCUCAAAGACUUGUUUGAAGAAGUGAAUGAGUAUUACAAGAGUAGUUGGCACGUGGAAUGGGCUACUUUCAAAUUCACUUACUUUAACUCUCCUUGGUCUUUUGUCUCUGCUCUUGCUGCUCUUGUUCUUUUGGUCUUGUCCGUUAUCCAAACUGUUUACACUGUUUUCCAGGCUUAUCAAAAAUAAAAUUCAACCUUCUCACUAUAUUGUGAUUCAACAAAUUUGUUGGUAUGAUUUAAUGAAGUAAAAGCAAUUGA